This is a messenger RNA of Lottia gigantea (owl limpet), 870 nucleotides long. RefSeq lists its product as hypothetical. The coding region runs from base 1 to 870 and encodes 289 amino acids. Gene Ontology annotation, molecular function: transcription corepressor activity. The transcript has 5 exons. The record is from RefSeq and is a predicted model, not a curated record. Lineage: Eukaryota; Metazoa; Mollusca; Gastropoda; Lottiidae. Gene Ontology annotation, cellular component: nucleus.
AUGCAUCCUAAAAAGAAGAAGAAAGAGUCUGAUACAGAAUCUGAUGAUGGACAGAUUGAAAGACGUACUAGUGUGAGAUCGGCAGAAUGUGCGUUCAGAAAUAAAGAUAUUGUAGUCAAGAAAUGUCAACGCUAUACACAGAUAUGGUUAAAUACUCAAACAAGACUUAAAAAUGUUCUUAAUCCACAGGUGAUUCAAGAAAUAGUGACGGCAUUAAAUUCAGCUAAAUAUGAUGACAGUAACCUAGUAAUGUUUAGUAGUAUUGGUAAUGUAUUUUGUUCUGGUGUUGAUCUCAACUAUUUAACAACUGGUGAUCCUAAAAUAGCUGCCAGAAAAAUGGUGGAUUCACUCAGGUUUCUAGUGAAGACAUUUAUAACAUUUCCCAAGCCUAUAGUAGCAGUAGUAACAGGAGCUGCUGUAGGGUUAGGUAUGGCUAUAUUACCAUUAUGUGAUAUCACCUAUGCUAGUGAUAAAGCAUUGUUUUAUUUACCAUAUUCUACAUUGUCUCAAACACCAGAAGGUUGUUCAUCUUUUACUCUACCUCAAGUACUAGGACUAGCUAUGGGUAGUGAACUGUUGUUUUGUGGACGUAAAGUAACAGCACUAGAAGCUCAUCAACUAGGACUGGUAUCUCAAGUAUUCUGGCCUACCAGUAUGAUGCAGGAGGUUAUACCUAGAGUUCAACAAAUGGCUCUUUUCUCUGGCAAGGCAUUAGAGACAACCAAAUUACUGAUUCGCUGUCACAAUAGAACGAAGCUAGAAUUAACCAAUGAAACAGAAUGUAACUUAUUAUUAGAAAGAUGGCCGACUGCCGAAUGUCAACGAGCAAUAUUAGCUUAUCUAGAUGAUGAGAAAAAUUUCAUAUAUUAA